GCUUGCAAUAUAUUUUUUUUCAAAAGGGAUGCCUGUGUUUGAUUCUGCCAGAAUCCAUAGUUUUCAUCAAGGCAGUCCCCCACGGAAACUAAAGUGCAUAGAAAAGCAAAUAGAUUUAGCUGAAAAUAUAGAAUUAAUUACGGUAUUUGGUGGAUUGAUGUCUGAUCCACAGACUCAAAAUCAAUCUGGGGAAGCUCGUAAUUGUCCAACCUUUUUCAAUCACAUUAUGAACUCAGGGACGACGCCAAUGACCACGACUACUACCCAUAAAAAUAGCAAUGAAAUCAAGCAGUUUUACAUAUUUUUAAACUCUGUAGUUCUUCAGUAUUUAGAAAUUCUGGGAUUCAACAAGACUAUUUCCACCUUUGCCCAAGAGUCUCAUGAUGAAGGAUUUCCAGUACAACCUCGUCCAACACCAAAGAUCGAAAAGGUGUGCUCAGAAUUAACGCAUAAGGAUGUUGAGCAGUUCCUGCAAUAUUUUGAUGAUGAAGAUACCACACCAUUGAAUGAGAAAUGGAAAUAUGUUCGAGGUAAAUGUCCAGUGGAAAAUCGACGCGAAGAACUUAGAUUAAAUGUACACCUUCAGAUCUAUGUCUACAUCACGAUCCCGUUCAGGCGAGAUUUUUCUGAUGAUGCGAAACAAACAAACAUGCAAAGUUUAAUUGAAGAGUUUAAAGCAAAAGAUCAUGACGAUGUGGACGACCCAGAAAUUCUAAGUCUACCUUUUGUAAUGAACCCAGUAAUGCAUUCAGUUUUCUCCAAAUAUUUCACGGAACAUUGGAUCCAAGCCUUGCGUAGUAAUCUCAAAAUGUUUUGCCAAUCUCUGUGCAAACGGCUUCCAGAUCCAUUCGAGACAGAUAUCGCCAAAUUAUAUCGCCUUUGGGUCAGCACAAAUAACAUGAUGCGUCAAUUUGGUAAUAUUUCAAGCUCUUGGAAUCUCCUCGGACCAUGUGACACUUUAAACUUGGUGCCCCCUCCCAAAUUGUCGAUGAUUUGUCAACUUCCGGACGAUUCCUUGUUCAAAACCUUUUUUGAGAAGAUGAAACAAUGUGACCGUUCCAUGAAAAAUGAGUACAUGCAGAAAAUCCAACUGUGUGACGCCCUAGUGACUUGCUUGAGGGAACUUUACACAAAGCCCGAUGACCAGAAAAUCCCAUGGGACAAAAUAAUUGAUCAAUGUUCACAAGCGAGUCUUAUUAGCCGUGAUUUCAAAUCGUCGUCAGAAUAUAGUCUUCGUGGACAAACUGAAAGCAUGAUGGCAAAUGGAAUUAGUGACGACUCAGAAUUUCAGAGUGAAAUUAAUUUUCUCGUGCCAGAGAGAAAAUUACAAAAAACGGCUUCAUGUCAGCACCAGCAAUUGUCCACACGGCAAAGACAAUUCUCCUCUUCGUCGCUUGAUUACGAGGAGGGGACAAAUCAUCAAAUGCGGGAAAAUCAACAGCCUCCUUUAGCUGAAGAGACGCCAUGUACUACUACCAGUCGAAGCAACAAGAAUAACAAUGAGGAACCCACAUUGCGAAUAAUUCGACAAAUGCUUUCUGCCAGAGGAGGAAAUCCUGUUUAUGACGAUGCAUAUGAAGAUGCAGGCAUAGGGGACUUUAACAGGGUACAAUUUCUACCACCUCCUCCAAGCAAAUUUGAGAAUAUUUCAAAUCAUAGCCCUCGAAGUCUUUUGAAUAUGAUGCAAUGUAACGCAAUGCUGCGUGACAUAGUCAACGAAAGUGCAAAUAUAAAUGAGGAAUGAAUAAUUGGGGGAUACAACAAAUACAUAAAAUAUACCAAGAGUACAAAUGUAUAAUUGUAUUUCUUCUUUCUUACUACUCAAACAAGACUUAAUAAUAAUUUGAUAAAAGUAAUAUAAUAAUGGCAGAAAAAACAGUAUUUUGACAUUAUCGACUAUCGACGAAGAACAAAACUAAACGAAUGCUGAAUCAUCAAUAAAAUGUACACAAAUAUCCAUCAGCCAAAUAAAAAAGCUCAUUUCACUGUCACUUAAUUUAA
This is a messenger RNA of Folsomia candida, 2001 nucleotides long. RefSeq lists its product as uncharacterized. Lineage: Eukaryota; Metazoa; Arthropoda; Collembola; Entomobryomorpha; Isotomidae. The transcript has 5 exons. The record is from RefSeq and is a predicted model, not a curated record. The coding region runs from base 29 to 1744 and encodes 571 amino acids. Gene Ontology annotation, molecular function: protein binding.